CUGCUUGCAGACUCGGCUAGCGACGUCAAGGAGAACGUACACACGUCAGACAACCUGCAGCAGACCGCCGAGCCGAUGGUCGACGUACAGCAUGGCAAGAAACGCCCCGCUCCCGCCGCCGCCGUCACCGCCGACAACGACGAUGACGACACAGAGGGCGCCGCCGCUCCGAAGCGCCGCAAGAAGGCGCGACAACGCAGCUUCGGGCCGACGGCACCGAAGAACGCACUCGUGCAGCUGAACGAGAUCAAGCCGGGUCUGCAGUACGCGCUGCUCACACAGUCCGGGCCCGUGCACGCGCCCGUAUUCACCAUCUCCGUCAGCGUCAAUGGGGAGCUGUACGAAGGAAGCGGGCCGACAAAGAAGAAGGCUAAGCUGUGUGCCGCGGAGAAGGCGCUGCGCUCGUUCGUUCAGUUCCCGAACGUGUCGGAAGCGUACCGCGCGAUGGGCAUGGGCGUGCGCAGCGCUGACUUCACGUCCGACGCGGCCGAGACCCACGACACGACGCUGUUCAACGCGUUCGACGGAGAAUGCCCCGACGCAGACACCCCGCCGCCGCCGCUGCAGGAGAACGGCGUAGGGGGCGCUGCUGCUGCUGUCGUCGCCGGCAUCGUGCAUCCGCCGGUGGGAGUGAAGGCCCCGGUUCCCGCGCACCCGAUGGGUAAGAACCCCGUCAUGCUGCUCAACGAGCUGCGCCCGGGACUCAAGUACGAGUUCGUGUCCGAGACCGGCGAGAGCCACGCAAAGAGCUUCACGGUUGCCGUGACGAUCGACGCGCAGGUGUUCCAGGGCUGCGGCCGCAACAAGAAGAUCGCCAAGUCUCGCGCCGCGCAGGCCGUCCUCUCAAACAUGUACAAGAUGGAGUUUGCGUCGGCGCCGGCCGCGCAGCCGAUCCCAUGCGAGGGAAUCCAGCUGAGCGUUCCGCAGGUUCUCGCUGACAGCGUACACGCGCUCAUCAUGGAGCGAUUCCGCGCGCUCACCGACAACUUUGCGUCGCCGCACGCGCGGCGUAAGGUUCUCGCCGGCUUCGUGAUGACGGUGGGCGAGGACAUCCGUAACGCGCGCGUCGUGGCGCUGGCCACCGGCACCAAGUGCGUGAACGGUGAGUACAUCAGCGGCCGCGGCCUCGCUCUCAACGACGCUCACGCUGAGAUCAUCGCCCGCCGUGCCCUCCUCACCUUCCUCUACGACCAACUCGCGCUGCACCUCAUGCCAGAGGGCGCCGCCGCGUCGAUCUUCCGUCGCAGCGACGAGGGCGAUGACGACGACGACGACGACGGGGCGUUGUUCCGGCUGCGGGACGGGGUGAGGUUCCACCUGUACAUCAGCACGUCGCCGUGCGGAGACGCUCGCAUCUUCUCCCCGCACGAGGUCAGCUCGGACACGGACGGAGACCGACACCCGAACAGGAAGGCGCGCGGGCAGCUGCGCACGAAGAUCGAGUCCGGGGAAGGAACGAUCCCGGUGAAGGCGGACACGGCCAUCCAGACCUGGGACGGCGUGCUGCAGGGCGAGCGACUGCUCACGAUGUCCUGCUCAGACAAGAUCUCGCGCUGGAACAUGCUCGGCCUGCAGGGGGCGCUGCUGUCGCACUUCUGCGAGCCUAUCUAUCUAAACAGCAUCAUCCUCGGCAGCCUGUACCACGCCGAGCACUUCUCGCGCGCCGUCUACGACCGCGUCAGCCACCGCGAGGCGCUACCGUCGCCGUUCCACCUCAACAAACCCAUGCUGAGCGGCAUCUCGAACCCGGAGGCGCGGCAGCCGGGCAAGGCGCCGAACUUCUCCGUCAACUGGACGGUGAGUGACGACGAGCUGGAAGUGGUGAAUGCGAUGACGGGCAAGGCUGAGAGCGGGCGGCCGUCGCGGCUGUCCAAGCAGGCGCUCUUCACGCGCUUCCACGCUCUGUACGCGAGCAUCGGGCCGGGCGCGAGCGAGCCCCCGGACGCGCGACCCCGCCUCUACUCCGAGGCGAAGGCUCGCGUCUCCCUCUACCAGCAGGCGAAGCAGCAGAUGUACAAGGCGUUCCAGUCGGCCGGUCUCGGCACCUGGGUGAAGAAACCCGUCGAACAGGACGAGUUCGAGACGGACGGGAAAUUCGACGACGUUGUCAUCGACGACGAAGGCGACGCGGUGAUGGGAGACGGCGGCGACGGCGUUGCCGUGGCGACCGCUCAGCAGGCAUAACGACGCGCCCGCGUGCUCCCUCCCCCGUCUCCUCCUCCCCGUCCCGCGCGCAGCUGCUCUACGGUGAUUCUCCGCGCGACGGGUUGCCGUGGCGACGGCGCCGGAUGCAGACUUCAUGCGUACGGUUUGCCGCGGCGAUGAGAGCGCGAGCAUCUGCUUUCUGUGAGACACAGACGUGUGAGCAGCGGUAACGAUCGGUCAAACACGAUGACCGGCCUGCCGAUAUACUGACCGGUCACGCGCGCAUUGAAUGGCCACGGACGGGCUGUACCCCCCACCCAUACGCUCACCAGCUGCACCCAUCACUAGAGACCUGCACCACUGACCUGCACUCAGUGGUUAAACCCACACUGACCAGUUAAACCUGCACUCAGUGGUUAAACCCACACUGACCAGUUAAACCUGCACUCAGUGGUUAAACCCACACUGACAGGGGAACAGCGACUAGUAGAAGCUAAACUGUCCAGUUGAACUUACCCUGUUCAGUCGACUCAACACGUAUAGACAUUACAUGGCUUUACGCGCGAAACCUGGCUCUAGCGCGUCCGUAUGACGUCACAAGCGCGAGAGUUUUGUCGCGACGUGAGCUCACUCGAUAGAAUGGCGCAGUAGCCAAUGAGCAGUGAGCGUGGACUGGCCGACCCACAACGCACUAGGGUCAGUGUGUGUCGCGGACGGCGAUAACACGGGUUCCGCCCAGAGCCGCUAGAUGUCGCUAGGUGUCGUUAGUGUCUGGGUGCUAAAACGAAUAGAUAGGAAGUGCGUUUGUGAUAGAUGCUGUGUUGAUUGAGAAAUCUCACUAUCUUGACUGCUGAAUCUUAAAAUUGAUUUUUCGACAAGCCGUAUAGCGAUCAAUGGUUCUGUAUAUAUUCUGGGGUUAUACGAAACAGGAAUCUAAUUUUCAUUACACAAGUCGAGUUUGUCUAGCAAGCAACAUCUAGCUAGCGACGUUGUGAUUUUAUUUUUAUCUGGAUCUGAUGUCUUACUAGAUACGAUUAUGUAACUUUGCACGGUGGUUUAUGCUGUUGCAUCUUCUUGGUAUUAUGUCUCACCAGAUGUGUUUCAUCACCACGUUAGUUAUAUUAUUGUAAUGCUUGUGUUUUCAAAUUUCUCGCAGUUCCUUCUGCUGGAAUUUGAGAUGGUGAAUGGUUUUAAACGCAUGAACAGACACUUUAUCAUUUUUAUAGUAUAUUCCUUAUUAGACCAUUCCAUGGAGGUUGGAAUCAAUUAUGUCAACAAGCAGAUGUAUAGAAAAUCCCUGUCGAACAUCUAUGAGAAACGGGAUUGCAGGCUGCAAAAUUCAUUGCAAAGCUGGUGUUUAACUCUGUUGUAUCUGCAUGCUUGUUAAUUUCAUUGCCAGGGUCAGAAAACCAGAUUACAGUAGUGAAGCAGAUGAAAAUUUCCAGAACCAAUAGAGAUGACUUGUGUGAAAAGUAGUGUGUUAUAGUGUGUUUGUUCUUGAGUUCUCAGCCCCACCAUGUAUAUGUUAGCACAUAAUUAUAUCCAUUUUGGUAUUCGUUAUUUCGUAGAAUGUUUUCUGACAGCCAACCAUUGUUCCAAUCAGGAACUAAACCUGGGCUUCAUCAAUUAAAUGUACGUUUAAAUGUUUUAAAAUA
This is a messenger RNA of Priapulus caudatus, 3800 nucleotides long. RefSeq names its product double-stranded RNA-specific editase 1-like. Gene Ontology annotation, cellular component: cytoplasm; nucleolus. Bases 76 to 2184 code for a protein of 702 amino acids. The record is from RefSeq and is a predicted model, not a curated record. Lineage: Eukaryota; Metazoa; Priapulida; Priapulimorpha; Priapulimorphida; Priapulidae. Gene Ontology annotation, biological process: adenosine to inosine editing; RNA processing. Gene Ontology annotation, molecular function: double-stranded RNA adenosine deaminase activity; tRNA-specific adenosine deaminase activity; double-stranded RNA binding. The transcript has a single exon.